GCUGCUCCCCCCCACUCCCCCGCCAUGCCACGCCCGCCCCUCCCGCGCAACCUCAACCUCCCCCGCUGGAACCCCCCAAAGCCCCAUCUCGCAAAGUACCACCCUCCACCGCCGCACCCCACCACAGCCCACGCCCACUUCCUCCCGCCCACAUCUCCGCAGCUCCCACCAAGGAGGAAACCAGCGUUCAAUCCGGGUGGAUUUGGCCUCCAGAGUCAGCCGGCCCCGGCACCGGCUCCCACUUCGGCCUGGGGGAAGGGAAAGGAGCGCGAAAUGCAGGUCGACGAAAUCCAGAAAAAAGAUGACGAACUUAGACGCGAAGAAGAGCGGAUAGAGGGAAAGUCCCCAAAGGAAGGACGAGAAGAAGCCGAGGCGUGCUAUGUGCCACCGCCAGCCACUCUCCACUACGUCGCCUCCCACUCUCUGCCGCUUCUCUAUUCGCCCUCACCUCUUCCUCCGUUCACGAUCGCCUACGAAACAUGGGGUACUCUCAACGCUGACGCCUCAAACGCCAUUCUCAUCCAUACAGGAUUAUCUGCCUCUUCCCAUGUCGCUUCUCGAGGAAAUGACGUCUCCCCGUCCACUUCUUCCAAGCCGGGAUGGUGGGAGGACUUUGUCGGGCCGGGCAAGAGUAUCGAUACCGACAAGUUUUUCGUCAUUUGCACCAAUGUCCUUGGUGGCUGUUUUGGCAGUACGGGCCCGAGCUCUCCCUACCCGCCCGGCGAUGGCCAGACACGGUGGGCGACUCGGUUCCCGCUGCUCAGCGUACACGACAUGACUCGUGCCCAGAUCUCGCUGAUGGAUUACUUGGGCAUCAACAAACUCUAUGCGAGUGUGGGGAGCAGUAUGGGCGGUAUGCAGAGUUUGAGUUUGGCUUACUUGGCUCCGGAGAGGGUCGGCAGGAUUGUUAGUAUUUCUGCAUGUGGAAGAAGUGGUCUGAACGGUGUGGGUAUGAGGUAUGCCCAGAGGAGCGUUCUGAUGGCGGAUCCCAAUUGGAACAGAGGAUUCUACUAUGACGGCGUCCCCCCUCACAACGGCAUGAAACUAGCGCGACAGAUUGCAACAAUCACCUACCGAUCAGGUCCAGAGUGGGAGCAAAGGUUUGGCCGUCAGAUGAUUUCUGAGCAGGAUGCUCAAUUGGAUGCACAAGGAAACCCUGGCGUGCCCAGGUUGAGUCCCGAUUUCUUGAUCGAGACCUACCUCGACCAUCAGGGGGAACGUUUCUGUCUUACCUAUGACGCCAAUUCUCUCAUCUACAUCUCCAAAGCUAUGGACCUAUUUGACAUGACAGGUCCAGCCCUCACCUCUCUCGCCAAACGAUUCAACGACGCCUACCCCGACCAGCCUCCGUUUCCGUACCCCGACGACCCGGUUUCCAUCUCUUGCUGUGCGCCCCGCGGUGCCGCCGAAGCUCAUGACCAUAAUACGCCAGAAGAACAGGAAAAGUUGGAAAAGGAAACGAAGAAAAAGCUCGCAAGAUUUAUCCCUACUUCCAAAUCCCCGCACCUUGCCGACCUGGCACAGGGUUUGCAGAGGCUGAAAGAUAUUCCCACUUUGGUGCUUGGUGUUCAAAGUGAUGUCUUGUUCCCCGUGGAGCAACAGAGAGAGCUGUCGGAUGCUCUCAAGCUGACUGGGAAUUCCAGAGUGACAUACUACGAGCUCGGCGGUGUUUGGGGUCACGAUACGUUUCUCUUGGACGUGCAGAAUGUGGGUGGAGCGAUCAGGGGUUUCUUGCAUUAGACAUAAAAAUUGCAAAAGAAAAAACCUUACGACAGUUGUAAUGUAUGAUCUAAAAAAAGAGUAUUACAUCCAGUAACGAAUAGAACAAAUGCAUAUAACCUUGUACAA
Cryptococcus deneoformans JEC21 is the source of this 1848-nucleotide messenger RNA. RefSeq lists its product as hypothetical. The record is from RefSeq and is a predicted model, not a curated record. Bases 25 to 1740 code for a protein of 571 amino acids. The transcript is spliced from 5 exons. Gene Ontology annotation, biological process: L-homoserine metabolic process. Gene Ontology annotation, molecular function: L-serine O-acetyltransferase activity; homoserine O-acetyltransferase activity. NCBI's taxonomy places the organism in Eukaryota, Fungi, Basidiomycota, Tremellomycetes, Tremellales, Cryptococcaceae.